UAACCAAAACCUGUAAAAUGGCCACCAGUGCUGCUCCCACAUCUCAAACCAGCCCUGCAUCCCUGCCUCCGUCGGUCUUCACGCUCCCCCAGACCGCUCAGCUUGAGGCCCUGUACACAAUCAUCCGCGAUAAAGACACCAGUCGUGGAGAUUUCCUGUUCUAUUCUGACCGAAUCAUACGGCUACUAGUUGAGGAAGGUCUCAACCAUCUCCCUGUCAUACCGAAGACCGUCCAGACACCUACGGGUGCUACAUACGAGGGUGUUGGUUUUGAAGGGAAAAUAUGUGGUGUUUCUAUCCUUAGGGCGGGAGAGGCCAUGGAAGCCGGUUUGCGGGAAGUCUGCCGAAGCGUGCGGAUUGGUAAAAUAUUGAUUCAGAGGGACGAGGAAACAACACUACCAAAGUUAUUUUAUUCCAAGCUCCCGGAAGACAUCGCGUCGCGUUACGUGUUGUUAUUGGAUCCUAUGUUAGCAACUGGCGGAUCGGCUAUGAAAGCCGUCGAAGUCAUUAUCGAACACGGUGUUCCAGAAGAUCGUAUCAUCUUUAUCAACCUGAUUUCUGCUCCUGAAGGACUGAAGACAUUCUGCUCUAAGUAUCCUGCGUUACGCGUGAUUACUGGAUGGAUCGAUAAAGGGCUCAAUGAGAAGGCAUAUAUCAUUCCAGGACUGGGCGAUUUCGGUGAAAGGAGAUACUGCUCAUAAAUCGUGGCGCAUGGGCAUGUAUUACAGUGACAGGUCGCAGUACCAGUGUUCCAUAUUGUACAUAUUAAGUUGUAUACCAGUCAACGUUUUAAGAACGUAC
Molecule: messenger RNA, 801 nt
Organism: Serpula lacrymans var. lacrymans S7.9
Lineage: Eukaryota; Fungi; Basidiomycota; Agaricomycetes; Boletales; Serpulaceae
Exons: 10
Coding region: 18-701 (227 amino acids)
Source: RefSeq, a predicted model, not a curated record